Pipra filicauda (Wire-tailed manakin) is the source of this 1779-nucleotide messenger RNA. RefSeq names its product ISL LIM homeobox 1 (gene ISL1). NCBI's taxonomy places the organism in Eukaryota, Metazoa, Chordata, Aves, Passeriformes, Pipridae. The record is from RefSeq and is a predicted model, not a curated record. The transcript is spliced from 7 exons. Gene Ontology annotation, molecular function: DNA-binding transcription factor activity, RNA polymerase II-specific; cis-regulatory region sequence-specific DNA binding. Gene Ontology annotation, biological process: axonogenesis; positive regulation of transcription by RNA polymerase II; neuron fate specification. The coding region runs from base 400 to 1449 and encodes 349 amino acids. Gene Ontology annotation, cellular component: nucleus.
GCCCUUUGAAAAACACACACAAAGAAAUCAGUGCCCACGGGAAAGCUGCAUUUUGCCUGGUUUGGGAAACUUUCAGAUAACUGCCCGCUGGAGUCCGAGGUGCGCCGUGCGCCCCUGAGCAGCCGCGGUCGCGGACACCGCACCGCACCGCGCUUGGCCGCGGCUCUCGGCUGAAGGAAUCCCCACAUCGCCUCCAGGGAGCAGCGCUGCAGAUCCUUUCUAACAGCAAGUCUGCUUCUUCUCUCCAUACCUUUUUUAAUAAGAAUUUUAAGGGAUUCUCCUUGGGGAAAGGCAGAACUUCUUGAGAGACAAUUUCAGCGACAGCUCUCAAACCUACUUUGGGGUCUUAAAACGAAACCGUACACCAUUUCACUGUGGACAUUACACCCUCUUUCAGAUAUGGGAGACAUGGGAGACCCACCAAAAAAAAAACGUCUGAUUUCCCUAUGUGUUGGUUGCGGCAAUCAAAUUCACGAUCAGUAUAUUCUGAGGGUUUCUCCGGAUUUGGAAUGGCAUGCGGCGUGUUUGAAGUGUGCAGAGUGUAAUCAGUAUUUGGACGAGACCUGUACGUGCUUUGUUAGGGAUGGCAAAACCUACUGUAAAAGAGAUUAUAUCAGGUUAUACGGCAUCAAGUGCGCCAAAUGCAGCAUCGGCUUCAGCAAGAAUGACUUCGUGAUGCGCGCCCGCGCCAAGGUGUACCACAUCGAGUGUUUCCGCUGCGUGGCCUGCAGCCGCCAGCUCAUCCCAGGCGAUGAAUUCGCGCUGCGGGAGGACGGCCUCUUCUGCCGGGCGGACCACGACGUGGUGGAGCGGGCCAGCCUGGGCGGCGGGGACCCCCUCAGCCCCCUGCACCCCGCCCGGCCGCUGCAGAUGGCAGCAGAACCUAUCUCUGCCAGACAGCCAGCUCUGCGGCCCCACGUCCACAAGCAGCCUGAGAAGACCACCCGAGUCCGGACUGUCCUUAAUGAAAAACAGCUUCACACCUUGAGGACCUGCUACGCUGCCAACCCCAGGCCUGACGCCCUCAUGAAAGAGCAACUGGUAGAAAUGACUGGCCUCAGCCCGAGGGUCAUCAGGGUUUGGUUUCAAAACAAGCGAUGCAAGGAUAAAAAAAGGAGCAUUAUGAUGAAGCAACUUCAGCAGCAGCAACCCAAUGACAAAACUAAUAUCCAAGGGAUGACAGGAACUCCUAUGGUGGCUGCUAGUCCGGAGAGACAUGACGGGGGUUUGCAGGCGAACCCCGUGGAGGUGCAGAGUUACCAGCCGCCCUGGAAAGUACUGAGUGACUUCGCGUUGCAGAGUGACAUAGACCAACCUGCUUUUCAGCAACUAGUUAAUUUUUCGGAAGGAGGACCCGGUUCCAAUUCUACUGGAAGUGAAGUAGCAUCAAUGUCCUCUCAGCUGCCAGAUACACCCAACAGCAUGGUAGCCAGUCCUAUUGAGGCAUGAGGAACACUCAUUCAGAUUUCUGUUGUUGUUGUUUCUGCCCUUAUCCUCAUCCCGUUGGAGAGAGUGGGAAAGUGAACGUGUUGUGACUCCGAAAUUUAGGGGGAAAGAAUAUUUAACAACCCUGUAAGACACCUAGCAAGGAACUGUUCCAUGAGAUGAACGGAGUCAUGUUUGAAAAGACAAGGUAAUAUGGUAGCAACACUGUGAAGACAAUCAUGGGAUCUCACUAGAAAAAAAUACUAAAAAGAACCACAAACCCCGCGCUUUUCAAUGAUCAGAGGAGGAUCAAAAAGACGUUUUCCAAAUGUAAAGGAUUUGUACUUGUGGAUC